Pistacia vera is the source of this 720-nucleotide messenger RNA. RefSeq names its product protein LURP-one-related 7. The record is from RefSeq and is a predicted model, not a curated record. Lineage: Eukaryota; Viridiplantae; Streptophyta; Magnoliopsida; Sapindales; Anacardiaceae.
GUCUAACGAAUCGAUGCCUUUCUUUCAAAGACCAAUUACUUCAAUUUUCUUUCCUUUUUCAGUUUUUGUUCUCUCAAAAGUUAAAAUCACCAUCCAUCAAAUUUAACGAACCCAAAUGAAAUGGUUUCAUUUGCUCAACUGAGUGAGGUGAGAUUGAUAACCAAUGGAUUCUUCAAAUUCUAUACAGACGGCGACCGCGCCGAUCCCUGUUGAUCUGUUCGUUUCAAGAAACUGGCUUACACGUGGAGAGAUCGGGUUCGCUGACUCCUCCGGUAAUAUUGUUUUCAAAGUCAACCGUCAACUUUCUGCUAAAAUUGUUGUUCUUAAUUCCAUAGGAAAUCCUCUCGUUUCCUUGUAUCACCAAAGACAAGGAUUGUGGCAAGGUUUUAAGGGGGAUGAUGGUGGGGAGAAGGAUUUGAUGUUUAGAGUGCAGAGGAUGCUGAAUAGACUUACUAGAACUGAAUUUGACGUAUUCCUUGUUGGUGAGAACCAGGAAGAGUCCACCUCUGAUGUCAAAAUGAAAGGUUUUCCUUUCCGAAGAUCUUGCACCAUCUUUAAAGGCAAUUCUAUAGUGGCUCAGACUAGUCUCAUGUACAAGCUUCAUCAGAUUUAUGCCAGAAGGAAUAGAUUUCGACUAACCAUAUUUCCAGGGUCUUUUGAUACAACUUUAAUUGUGGCUUUGGUCGCAAUAUUCUUUGACUGAUGAUUAAAAUAAUGGAA